Stegastes partitus (bicolor damselfish) is the source of this 1544-nucleotide messenger RNA. RefSeq names its product kelch domain-containing protein 1. Bases 119 to 1306 code for a protein of 395 amino acids. The record is from RefSeq and is a predicted model, not a curated record. Gene Ontology annotation, molecular function: protein binding. NCBI's taxonomy places the organism in Eukaryota, Metazoa, Chordata, Actinopteri, Pomacentridae. The transcript has 14 exons.
AGUCGAGUUUACACAGCUGAUGAGAAGCUUUUUCUGUUUUUCCGUAAAACGGUUUUGGUUUCCAAACAUGCAAAAAAAAUACACGACAGCUAAAAGUGUCCUUUAACCUCAGAGCGUCAUGGAUCCAGUGUUUGAACGGCACUGCUCGGAGCUGGUGGCCCGGGAGCGGAGCGGACACACGGCCGUGGUGGAGGGAGACCUGCUGUAUGUGUGGGGAGGCUACAUGUCCAUUGCUGAUGAUGAAGUUUUCCUACCCAAUGAUGAAAUCUGGGCCUAUGAUCUAGAAGGAGGUGUAUGGAAAGUGUUUCACAUGUCAGGAGAAGUCCCUCCCUCCAUGUCUGGGACCUGCUCCUGCUCCCUGGACGGACACAUGUACGUAUUUGGAGGUUGUGAUGAUAAUGGACAAACCAAUCAGAUGUACUGUGUCGACCUGACAGACAGCAAAUAUAUGUGGAAGAAGAUCAUACAUCAGUUCGGCUCUGCUCCGUCACCUCGAGAUAAAUUGUCCUGCUGGGUUUAUAAUGGAAGGAUGAUCUACUUUGGAGGAUAUGGUCACAAACUACUGACCAGUGUUGAUAGCAGGAACAGAAGCUUCAUUGUAGAUGAAACAUCAUGGGUAGAGGAUGUCUUCUGGGGAUGGAACAAUGAGGUCCAUAUAUUUGACCCCAUUCAAUCCAGUUGGAGUGAACCACAAACCCAAGGCCGAGCUCCUGCCCCGAGGGCAGCUCACGCCAGCGCCACGCUCGGUUGUCGAGGAUACGUUUGUGGAGGAAGAGUCAUGGAAACCAGGACAAGUGACAUUCAUUGUUUAGACUUUGAAUCAUGGACGUGGUCAGAAAUACUCCCGGUGUCCACCACUCCAGUGGGCAGAUCAUGGCACACGCUCACCGCUGUAUCAGACAAUGCAUUGUUCCUGUUUGGAGGUCUCAGUGUAGACUGCAAACCAAUGAGCGAUGGAUGGUUGCUUGAUGUCGAAACAAAGAAAUGGAGGGAAGUCGAGCAUCCCUUUAAGAAUAAACCAAGGUUGUGGCACACAGCAUGUCCAAGCAAAGACUCUGAUGUGAUUGUGUUUGGCGGAAGUUGUGACUACAUCCUCCUUGUCGACACUGGUCACUGCAACGAUGCACUUGUCUUCCAGAUGCAGCCGUAUCCUCUGUUCCGGAUUUGUCAGGAUUACAUCGCAAAGAACGUGAGGAACUCCGAGAUGCUCAGAAAUCAGCUUCCUCACCUGCCUCCCAAACUCCUGAAGGCAGUGCAGAGGAGGAUAUCUUUCUACAGGCCUUCAAAGAAACAAAAUGUUACCUAAAAAACAUGUUCAAUGCCAACAUGAAUGCAAUAACCUACAAGUUUUUUUUUCUUCAAAAGUACUGUACUUCCUUAAAUGUGAACGUCUCCUUCACAUGAGGCAUAGAGUUUUUAUUUAAAUAUAUGGUGCAAAAUAUUUUAUGGUGUUUUAUGUUAUUGUUUUACAAAUACAAAUUUUAUUUUGUACAGUCAGCCUGCUGAAACUCUCAACUUACAAUUAAAAGAAGAAUUGAAACGUU